AUGUUGGUCAGUAGGGAGAGGAGGGCCGGUGGUGGCGGGCGUGGUGGGGCUGACGAUGCCGCGCUACUGCCUGUUCGGCGACACGGUGAACACGGCGUCGCGCAUGGAGUCGACCGGGGAGCCGCUGCGCAUCCACAUCAGCCCGCACUGGGCGGCUACCUGGUGGAGGAGCGCGGCCUCGUACGUGACGGGGCUGCGAGCCCUGGGCUCUGA
This is a messenger RNA of Gryllus bimaculatus (two-spotted cricket), 213 nucleotides long. NCBI's taxonomy places the organism in Eukaryota, Metazoa, Arthropoda, Insecta, Orthoptera, Gryllidae. The record is from the annotation of a GenBank genome assembly.